Meira miltonrushii is the source of this 3410-nucleotide messenger RNA. RefSeq lists its product as uncharacterized. The transcript has a single exon. Gene Ontology annotation, cellular component: early endosome; membrane; Golgi apparatus. Gene Ontology annotation, biological process: intracellular copper ion homeostasis; transmembrane transport; intracellular iron ion homeostasis. The coding region runs from base 31 to 3315 and encodes 1094 amino acids. Gene Ontology annotation, molecular function: voltage-gated chloride channel activity. NCBI's taxonomy places the organism in Eukaryota, Fungi, Basidiomycota, Exobasidiomycetes, Exobasidiales, Brachybasidiaceae. The record is from RefSeq and is a predicted model, not a curated record.
GCCGACUACCUACAUUCGAUUGCCCAGACGAUGGUCAUUUCGACAGCCUUGCCCGAUGAAGGAGGACCGUCGGGGCAAACAUCCGGCAGGAGAGGAUCAAGAAGGAUGAGUAAUUUAGGACUAGGAAUAGCCGAAGGCAGCAACUCCAACAACAACAGCAACACAAAUGAUGGAACCGCACAAAGGUCCGUCUCGAUAGCCAAUGAUAUGGACGAAGAAGCUCUAGAUGAAAUCAGAAGGUAUGAGAGCUUCUCAACUGUGGACUGGAUCACAGACAGCAUGCGUGAAAGGGCAAGAGCGUCACGAAAAGGUACACACAAGAACACUUCUUCAAAUGCACACCUUGCAAAUGGUAAUUCUAAUGGAGGCUUUGGACAGAUGGACGCUUGGGGAAAAGGGCGUUUUGAACCGGGAGACAGACCACCUCGAUGGUGGCCAACAGAAAAUCCCUGGGGCAGAAGGCUAUGGUGGUUUUGGCGUUUCAUAUGCAGAGCGGCAGGAGCAGUGACCGAUAGUGGUGUGGUGGUAAUGGUGGGAUUGUUGAUCGGUGUGAAUAUGGCAGUGAUCAGUAUCGCAACCGAAUGGUUUUCAGACAUCAAACAAGGGCGUUGUGCUGCUGGUUGGUGGUUGAAUAAGAAAUUUUGUUGCGGAGAAAUGACGGAUACAACUGGACCUGGAGGUGCACUACCGCCAGUAGCUAUCAAAGUAUCAACAGCAGCGGCAGCAGCAGCAGUGAAUAAAGUUACAGUAACAGCAUCAAGUCUAGCCCAUGCACGCGAUCACAUCCAGGCCUUUCCGGCUUUCACAGCAGCAACUCAACUAUCUUCUCGAGCCAUACCCUAUGUUCAAUCAGCAGCCGACCAGCUUUAUGGAAGAGCAGCCAACAAUACUUCUUCGACUACUCCCACAAGUUCAGCUGCAGAUAUUUGCGAAGAUUGGAUACCCUGGAGCACAUGGACAUUGCCUUCAUUCGUCAUCUACAUCAUGUUCGCAGUUGCUCUUUCUGCUGCAUGUGCAUAUCUUGUUCGUGUCUUUGCACCAUAUGCUGCAGGAAGUGGAAUUAGUGAAAUCAAGUGCAUUCUUGCUGGAUUUAUCAUCAAUGGAUUCUUAGGAACGGGAACUUUUGCAAUCAAAAGCUUAAGCUUGCCGCUAGCAAUUUCAUCUGGGUUGAGCGUUGGUAAAGAAGGACCUGCUGUGCAUAUCGCAUGUUGCAUAGGCAAUAUCGUUGGAACGUGGUUCAGAAGUUUUGCUCGAAGUCAAGCCAGGAUGCGUGAAUUGCUCACCGCUGCCAGUGCUGCUGGUGUGGCCGUUGCUUUUGGUUCUCCAAUCGGAGGUGUGUUAUUCUCCCUCGAGGAGAUGGCAUACAAUUUCCCUUCUUCGACUAUGUGGCGCAGUUUCUUGUGCGCUUUGGCAGCAACCGUAGCGCUUUCGUUCAUGAAUCCUUUUAGGACGGGGAAAUUGGUUUUAUUCCAAGUCUCUUACGAUCGUGAUUGGCAUUAUUUCGAAAUAUUCUUUUAUGUGAUCAUUGGUAUCUUUGGCGGAUUGUAUGGCGCUUUUGUUAUCAAAUACAACCUACAAGUUCAAAAGUUUCGAAGGGAGAAUUUGGCAAGCCAUGGUGUAUCAGAAGCAGUGAUCUUGGCGGCAAUUACUGCCUUGAUAGGGUAUUGGAACAUGUUCUUGCGUAUCGAUAUGUCUGAAUCACUCGAAAUUUUAUUCCGCGAAUGUGAAGGAGGUGGUGAUUACGAUAAUCUGUGUCAGUCAUCUGCACAAUGGCGAAUGGUGAAUUCUUUGCUAUUAGCAACGGUUUUGCGGGUUGCAUUGGUGAUUCUAUCGUAUGGUUGUAAAGUACCUGCAGGUAUUUUCGUUCCAUCUAUGGCAAUUGGAGCAACGUUUGGAAGAAUGAUUGGAAUUCUGGUCAAAUCUUUACAAACAUCUUAUCCGCAAGCUUCUUUCUUUUCGGCUUGUCAGCCUGAUGUCCCAUGUAUCACGCCUGGAACCUAUGCUUUCUUGGGCGCAGCAGCAGCUUUGGCAGGUGUGACUAGGAUUACUGUGGCAGUGGUGGUGAUCAUGUUUGAAUUGACAGGUGCACUGACGUACAUCUUACCGACAAUGUUGGUGGUCAUGAUUACAAAAGGAAUAGCAGAUUGGUACGCAAAAGGUGGAAUCGCCGAACAAACGAUUAAAUUUCAAGGCUAUCCAUUCUUGGACAAGGACGAUCACGUUUUCAAUCUCAAAGUGGGCGAUGUGAUGACAAAAGAUGCAGUUGUUUUGAACGCUGAAGGGAUGGAAUUGCAUGAAGUAGAGAAGAGAUUGGCUUCUGGAGUUUACAAAGGAUUUCCAAUCGUACAAAAUGCACAAAAUCGUAUUCUUCUUGGCUAUAUCGGAAAGACGGAAUUGAGAUAUGCGAUUGGGAAAGCACGUCAUGCACGGAAUAGCUUGAGCCCAAAGACGAUGUGUUAUUUCACCUUGAACCAAAACGAAACCAUUCCCAAUGCACCACCAACGCCGGCGCUCAAUACGUUCGAUGAUCAAGAAGAGUUAGCGGCAGCCAAAGCACUGCGAAGAGCGCCCAGAGAGAAUGACACUCUCCUAUCAGAUGAUGAAGAUGAAGACAAUGAGGAUGAAGACGGGCUAGAGGGAGGCGAUGAUGCAUUAUUGGGAACAGCAGGCGGUGGUAUCAACGGUGAAGGUGAUAAUGACGAACUCGAGCUGGGCAAAUGGGUGGAACAGAACCCAUUACAAGUACAACCAACAAUGCCGUUGGAAGUUGUGAUGGAUUUGUUCAAGAAGAUGGGUCCUCGUGUGAUUUUGGUUACGCAUUUAGGAAAGUUGACGGGAUUGGUAACGGUAAAGGACUUACUCAAAGUUAUCGCAACACAAGAACGCGCUGAAUAUUUGGCACAUGAAGCAGCAAGAGAAUCUGUCGGUUUGCGAACUGUGUCUGCGUCAUCAUUCAUGCCUUUGCCUGGAGGAUUGAGCAUGUCGCGUAGCUCUUCAUCUUCUGGAGCUCGGGCGGGAGCCACCUCUGGUGUCUCAAUGGAAACGCUGGGAGACUUUGGCGGAGAAUUGGAGAUACUCUUGCGCGAUGCAUGGUUAUGGACGAAGACGAGAACGGAUCAAUUGGCUUCUCGUGUUUGGCCGAGCAGGUAUGCCACGAGCAAUGGUGGAAGAUCGAAUAGCGCUGGUUAUGCGAUGCAAAUGCGACAAUCAACCUCGGGCGACUUGAAUGAUUCUACACAAUUCAUCGUACAAGAGGGCAGUGAUGAUGAAGAUGAUCAGGUUACGCCUAGAAUGCCAACCAGACCUCUGCAUUGAUUUCUUGUAACACACGUCACCCUCCUUUGUAUAAUACAGAUAGAUUAAUGCCCGUUUGAAGACGAACAAUGAGAUAGCGCUCAUUCUUUUGCUGU